Bipolaris maydis ATCC 48331 is the source of this 1542-nucleotide messenger RNA. RefSeq lists its product as uncharacterized. The record is from RefSeq and is a predicted model, not a curated record. NCBI's taxonomy places the organism in Eukaryota, Fungi, Ascomycota, Dothideomycetes, Pleosporales, Pleosporaceae.
AUGACGUCUCGCCGACCUAGCACGGCUAACGAUGCAGGCUCAUCACGUAUGUCUUUAACAUCAGUAGAGGCACUGCUCUGGGGACCGGAAAUGAAAAAACAACAUGCAUUCCUUCUCACAGAGAUGCGUGCACUUCAGAAACAGAAUGAAGGCUACGAUGCUCGCAUACGAGUUACUGAAGCUGUUGCAGCAGCCACAGAAGCCACCGCAGCACGAAUUCGUCACUUGGAACAACAACUCGCUGCCAUCGAGGCGGAAAACAAUGACAGGACUUUCGAGAAGUGGGCUUCGGGCGAAAUGACGCGACUGAGUGUUUUCGUCGAUACCAACAAGAACAUCAGAAAAAAGCAGACUGAGCUCGACAACAAGGUAUUGAGCAUAUCAGAAACGUUGGGGAAGCUCUCACAUAGACCUAUGGAAUUGGACACUGUCCUCCGACGCCUUGAAAUACUUGAGCAUAGUCGCAAAGAGGAUGCCGAUCGGAUCCAAAAUUUGGAAGGAGAGAUCGGCCGUCUCAGGUCUGUACGGGAAAGCGAAACUACUGAUAACUUGUGUUCAAUAGCGGGGCCAACUUCAAAAACAUACACCGGGACAGAAUUGAUAGAUUCACAGCUGCUUAAUUGUGGGAUAGUGGACGAAACGACUGGACCGAAUGGCGAGUCAACACUCCUUUCGCAAACAACCCCACGCGAGGAAUUGCAAGUCCCUCAAACUCCUGUGAUACGAACAACAAUCCAUGGUGCGACCGUUGUUGUAUCUCCUACCGAAGACUGGCUUCUUCCACCAGCUAGACCGAGGCUAUUGCAAAGACCCUCAAUCCAUGAUGCAAAAGUACCACGCCCUAUAGAAGAGGAGAUUUUAGAGCCAUCACCGGCCGAGAAUUUAUGUUCCAAUAUAGGCCAUGCCUCUCCACCACCUACACAGCUUGUUUUUAGAGGGCGACAACGCAAGAAGCCUAUGCCUACGCUUGCGCCACAGCAGAAGGGUGCUCCGAUUCCUAGAGACGAAGCUCCAGCAAGCGUAGCCCCAGCCACACAGCUCGUAGACAGGAGACCACUCCGAAAGCGGAAGCAACCCCAUCCCGAGCCUCAAUCACAGCGACUAACGCGUUCUUCGGCUAAGAAAAUGGAAGCGAGAGAGUGUGAGAUGCAGGCAUCGAUAGGAUUGAACAAUGUACCAAGAGUUCAAUCGACACCUAAAAUUGAGCCGAUAUCCUCACCACGGAAGAAAUUGAAGGCCAUUGGUUCACCAAAAAAGAAGAAAACUUCCACUCCCCCUCCGGUGGUCACAUGUCCAGAAGUUCAAAAAAGACUAAUAGUGAAACUACCAUCUCCACGAAAACCAAAUCGUGUCGAUACUGGUCUCAUAAACCAUUCACCAAGUGAAGCGGCCAGGGAACUGGACCACGAUCAUCCUUCAAAACACCUAAGACUCUCGCGAGCUCUCGGAGUAGGCAGCCUCAAGAUGAAUCAGUCGCCAUUCCGGUGAGGAAAAAAGGACCAAACUGCGCCGCCAGCGACAACUCCCAUUUGUCAUCUCGAA